This is a messenger RNA of Owenia fusiformis, 1901 nucleotides long. Lineage: Eukaryota; Metazoa; Annelida; Polychaeta; Sabellida; Oweniidae. The record is from the annotation of a GenBank genome assembly.
AUAAGACUUGAAACACUUGAAAUGUUUCCAAUUUUUCUGUAACAACUAGAGAUUUUCCACUGUUUCGUGCAUAUUAUGUUUUCUGAUCAUACAUAGACUGCACCUACGAGAUUGGAAUUAAACAUUCCCUUUCAUCUUCAACCUACGCAAAUAAUUAUUUCACCAGUUGAUCAUUAUUCACUGCACUCCUCUCCAUGAAAAACAAUGGCAUUGAUAGGAAUGCGCAAUAUGGUACACAUCGGAGAAAAAUCACACUCUCAUGUUUCACAGAUCUGUAACAGAGACAUAUGGGGCUUUAUAACGAGAGCCAUAUGUCGGAGGUCCUUAUUUUGCCAUGCAAAUAGAAGUCCUGGGUUUAAAAGUCCCACAUGUCAGGCAGAGUUGAGAGUCCUCAUUAGGCAGUCCUCCACAGGAGCUUCUAACACAGGCAGACAGAAACUUGUCAUAUUAGGUACAGGGUGGGCUAGUUACAGUGUGCUGAAGUCUAUAGACAAGUCUAAGUAUGAUGUUAUUGUCGUCAGUCCUCGUAAUCACUUCCUGUUUACGCCACUUUUAUGCAGCACGACUGUCGGAACUCUUGAAUUCAGGUCUAUCAUUGAGCCAGUCAGAAAUACAGGAUUUAGAAAAACAGACCACUUCCAUCUGUCCAGUGCGACCAGUGUAGAUCCAGUAAAUAAGGAAGUUUUGUGCACCAGUGUAUUGAAACCAGAUCUAGUCUAUAAACUUUCAUAUGACAAACUUGUAAUAGGAGUGGGAGCAUUAAGUAACACAUUCGGAGUACCUGGUGUCGAGGAGCAUGCAUUUUUUCUCAAGGAAGUUGCAGAUGCCAGAGCAAUACGCAACAGAAUUUUACAUAACUUUGAAUUGGCAAUCCAACCAGGAAUUUCCCCUGAGGCCACGAAGGCAUUGUUACAUAUUGUUAUUGUUGGAGGUGGCCCUACAGGUGUGGAGUUUGGCGCUGAAUUAUAUGACUUCGUAGAGCAGGAUGUUUCUCGCUUAUAUAAACAAGACUUCAGAGAUGUACGUGUGACACUUAUAGAAUCCAAUAAGAUCUUAGGAGCCUUUGACAAACGUUUGCAGAAUUAUGCUGAGAAGAAAAUAAAACAACGAGAAAAAUUUCAGCUUUUACAGUCCUCAGUCACAGAGGUGAAAGAGGACAGUGUGACCCUAUCAGAUGGUACAGUUGUGCCAUGUGGUUUAGUAGUAUGGAGUACUGGACUGUCAUCAAGACCAUUCACUAAGCAGCUAGACCUACCAAAGAAUGGCAGAGGCCAGAUAUUGACAGACUCGUAUCUCCAUGUGUUGGGUGAUAAGAGCAAGAGUAUAUAUGCAAUUGGGGAUUGUGCUGAUGUGGAGGACUUUACACUACCAUGUACUGCCCAGGUUGCUGAGAGACAGGGCAGAUACCUCGCUAAAUGCUUAUGCAUGGAUGCAAAGGAGAUUGAACCAUUUAAGUUCAAGAGUAUGGGCAUGUUAGCUUAUAUAGGACGCUACGAGGCAAUCACAGAAAUGUCAGAGAUCAAAUUACAAGGAGUCCCUUCUUGGUUUCUAUGGCGAUCAGCGUAUUUGACACGACUAGGAAGCUGGAGGCUAAGAAUGCAAGUGCCUAUUGAUUGGUUAAAAACAUUAAUAUAUGGACGUGAUAUCUCCAGAUUUUAGUUUCCAAGCGUGCAAUUGGACUUGAUUUUUCUGUUAAGCUGUUGCAUGAGAUCCGAUUCAUGUAAAAGGUGCAAGAAAAUUAAUGCCUUUGGUCAUGAAGUUAGCAUUAGUUUCAAAGUCUUUCAAAUGUAUUCUAUAUCGUAAUACAUUGAUAUCCAGGACGGAACAUUUGAUUGCACUUUCAUAAGAAUAUUAAAAAGAAAAAAUGGAAAUGUAUGUAAAAAAUGUGUCACUAUUUAUUU